Molecule: messenger RNA, 2646 nt
Organism: Epinephelus moara (kelp grouper)
Lineage: Eukaryota; Metazoa; Chordata; Actinopteri; Perciformes; Serranidae
Exons: 2
Coding region: 1-1845 (614 amino acids)
Molecular function (GO): GTP binding
Source: RefSeq, a predicted model, not a curated record
AUGUGUAGAGAAGGAUACCUGAAGCAGAAGAACCUUGAACGUCCAGAGCUGUUAACACGAUUGGGUCAAACUGCAAAGGAAAACAAUGAAGAGCAUGUGAGGAAAGAAACAGGUGGAGAAAGUCAGAGCAAAGAGCCUCUCAGGAUGGUGCUGGUUGGGAAGACUGGCAGCGGGAAGAGUUCCAGUGGAAACACCAUCUUAGGCAGAGAGGUUUUUAAAUCUAAAGCCAGUCAGAACUCUGUGACCAACUUUUGCCAGAAAGCAACAGGAAAGAUUGAUGGACAGCCUGUUGUUGUGGUUGACACCCCUGGGUUGUGUGACACAACUAAACCAAUGCCCAAUGAUGAGUUAGAACACGAGCUAUUGACUUGCAUCAGCAUGUUGUCUCCUGGACCUCAUGUCAUCUUACUGGUGCUGCAGAUCGGCUGCUUCACACAGGAAGAAAAAGGCACUGUUGAAAUUAUCAGGAAGAUUUUUGGUGAAAACUCAGGAGAUUUCAUCAUCAUUCUGUUCACCAGAGGAGACGAUCUGAACAAUCAGUCAGUUGAAAGUUACAUAAAUGAAGGCAGGGAUGACUUUGUCGAAAACCUGGUUAAAGAGUGUGGAGGGAGAUACCAUGUCUUCAAUAAUAAAGAUCAGACAAACAGAGCACAAGUCAGAGAGCUGCUGACAAAGAUUGAGACCAUGGUGAGAAAAAAUGGUGGGAACUGCUACAUCUCAGGGCUAAAGGUUGAGAAAGAGGUUAAGAACAUCAUGAAAGAUAUCAAAUCAAUGCAAGAAGAAAUGCAAAAACACGAGAAAGAAAUGGAAGCGCUGAAAGGCGAAAUAGAAGAAGAGAGGAAGAUGAACGAAAGAAAACGGGAGGAAAUGGAAGUGAUGAAAGGCAAAAUAGAGGAAGAGAGGAAGAAAGAAAUGGAGAGCCUCAGGCAGGGAAUGGAGAACUUGAAGAAAGACCAAAAAAAAGACAUUCAAGAGUGCCAACAGAAAAAUAAAAAAAAAUGCACCGAGGGAGUGAUGGCGGCAUCAUCCGGUCAUAUCUCUGAUGGCAUUCAGACAAGAGAGCCUCUCAGAAUAAUGGUGAUUGGAAAGACCGGCAGUGGGAAGAGUGCGACUGCAAAUACUAUUCUGAAUAAAGAGUGUUUUACAUCCAAAGCCAGUCAGACAUCAAUCACCCAGUGUUGCCAAAUAGCAAGAGGAGAGAUUGAUGGACGGCCCAUCGUUGUGGUCGACACCCCCGGCAUGUUUGACACAACUUUGACUAAUGAUGAAAUUAAACAGGAGCUUUUGAAUUUAAUCAGCAUGUUGUCUCCUGGACCUCACGUGUUCUUACUGGUGCUGCAGAUCGGCCGCUUCACACAAGAGGAAGAAGAGGCUGUAAAAUUGAUCAAGAUGAUUUUUGGUGAAAAUUCAGGUAAUUUCAUCAUGGUUCUGUUCACCAGAGGAGACGAUCUGAACAAUCAGUCAAUUGAAAGUUACAUAGAAGAAGACUGUGUUGACUUUGUCAAACACCUGAUUAAAGAGUGUGGAGGGAGAUACCAUGUCUUCAAUAAUAAACAUCAGACAAACCGAACACAAGUCAGAGAGCUGCUGACAAAGAUUGAGACCAUGGUGAGAAAAAAUAAAGGCUGCUGCUACAUGGAAAAGGAACUGAUAGAAAAACUGUUUCAGAAAGAGAAGGAGGAACUUCAAAGACAACAUGAGCAAGAAAUUGAAGAGCUGAACAAAAAAAUAAAUGCACAGACUUCUGAACUGAAUCAGGAGAGAGAGAAGAAAGAAGAAAUGGAGAGAAAAAUUGAGAGUUUGAGGAAAAAACAGAAAAGUAAAAGAAAAUGUACCAUCCUAUAAUAAUGCUGGGGACUGCCUGGACUCUCUUGGCCAACAUUUAACCAGGUUUCUAACCAGCUUUUUACAUGAACAUUUGUGAACAACAGGAAGACUUUAAACAGGAGAAGUUUAUCCACAAUACUCUGAGAUUCAUCCUUACAUGCAAAAUAAUUCAACUCACAUAAGAAGCCUCUGAAGUCUGGAUCAGCCAGGAAACAGAUGAACAGUUAAAUUCAGACACAUUUACACUGUAGCGGAAAAACUCUGAAUUAAUGAAGAGUUCAUCGUGUCUUUGGGACCACUACACAUUUACACUGUGAACAAGGUUAAUAUAUAUUGUUUUUGAUAUGUGUCAUAAAUCUUCUUUCACACUGGCACUGAAAAAUGUCUUGUGAACCUUUACAGAUGUUUUUUUGUCAUGUUGUACAUUCGUCCUUUCAGCUACUGGAAUGCAUCAGACUUUCAACGACACACAGUGUCUUUCUUUAAAAGAAUAAAACAGGUUGGAUCAAGUUAGUGUGACUGACUUUAACAGUGACAAAGGAGUAGUGAUAAAAUGUAGUAGUGUCGCUGUCAUUGUAAUAGCAUGUGUUUAAAGUAAUGUCAGAACAACCAUUUAAAAAAACAAUAUGAUGUAAAAUAUGUGUAUAGAUGACAAAGGAACAAGUUGGUUAAAGAAAAGUUUUUGGAAAAUGUAACAUGACAAAAAAAAAGUUUUAUUUUUGCUUUUAUUUUUGCUCUGUCAUAAUUUUUUAACCAUAGUUGGAAUAUGUCUUUAUGGACCUGCUUGUUAGAAUCAGUUUGCUGAGGUUCUUUAUUGUC